ACCCGCAUCCACCCUCCAGUGUCCCAAGUGAGUCUUAGGGGAUCCGGACUCCGGCCUGGGCCGGGCGGGGCCGAGCGCACCGCCUCGGGAGCCGGGAUCGCCACUGAGCACUCGGGCCUGCAGGGGCGGGGCGUCCUGGAUACCCGGGAUUGGGGUUGCCGGGAGCCCUCUCCCGUCGUGCACCGGGACACCGGCCACUCACCCGGAAGGAGAAGCCGAGACUCUGGCUAUAUGGUGCGGCGCUGGCGGUGUAGCUGUGGGGAGUGGGUGCUGCUCUCAGGAGCCAGCCUGGAUCAUUUGUUGGCAGUACAUAUUGGCUGAAGUCAGUUUUCAUUUCAAGGAGCGGAAAACAUCCCGAGCCGACCCGUGCAGCUGUGGGGUGCUUGGGCAGAGGUACAAGCCGGAUAGCGUGUCGAGAGAGGAAAUGAUUGGAACCAUUGGCGGGGGUUCCGGAGAACAGAUUAGGUAAGGGAAGGUCGCCACCGGGCAGCCCACUCGGGUGCUCCCAGAGCUCUCCAGCUCGUGAUUUACCUCUGGGUAGGCCACUGGUUCCCAAGACAGAGACUUCGGGGCAUGGGUGUUGGUGGGGCUUGGUGGGCUCUGAACCGCCAGGAGGGGGCGGUGUCAGGCUCACUUGCAGAGGCGUGUUGUGUGCCCACAGGACCGCUGCUCUCACCUGCCGUCCUCACGCACAAAGGUUUGACGGCCAGACUCACCUGUGCUGGCUGCCUGAGAUGUUUUCUUCCAAUGGGCUUUUGGUGUAGGAUGUUGGAGAACCAAGAGCAGGAGGAGGCGAUCACCGUGCGUGUUCAGGACCCCCGCGUGCAGAAUGAGGGCUCCUGGAACUCUUAUGUGGAUUAUAAGAUAUUUCUCCACACCAACAGCAAGGCCUUUACUGCCAAGACGUCCUGUGUGCGUCGCCGCUACCGUGAGUUCGUGUGGCUGAGAAAGCAGCUACAGAAAAAUGCUGGUUUGGUGCCUGUACCUGAACUUCCUGGGAAGUCAACCUUCUUUGGCAGCUCAGAUGAGUUCAUUGAGAAGCGGCGACAAGGUCUGCAGCACUUCCUGGAAAAGGUCCUGCAGAGUGUGGUCCUCCUGUCAGACAGCCAGUUACACCUCUUUCUGCAAAGCCAGCUCUCGGUGCCCGAGAUAGAAGCCUGUGUCCAGGGCCGAAGCCCCAUGACCGUUUCUGAUGCCAUUCUUCACUACGCUAUGUCAAACUGUGGCUGGGUACAGGAAGAGAGGCAGGGCUCUUCUCACCUGGCUAAAGGAGACCAGCCGAAGAGUUGCUGCUUUCUUCCAAGAUCGGGCAGGAGGAGCUCUCCCUCACCACCUCCCAGGGAAGAAAAGGACCAUUUCGAGGUGUGGGCUCCCGUUGUUGACGCUGAAGCUCCUGCCUUGGAAAGCCCCCCUCUCCCCCCCUCCCCCUCACCAUCAUGCUGUGAUUUUGCAAGACCUGACGAGGGAACCUCCGCUCCUCCCGUGAGGAGGGCUGUGGGAGGGGACCGUGCUGUGCCUUUGGACCCUGGGCAGUUAGAAAUGGUUUUAGAAAAAUGAGCUCUGGCCCGAGCGCUGGGUUCUGCUCCGAGGUGGAGAAGAUGCCGGCAAGGAGGCUUGCUGGGGUGGGAGGGGGCACAGGGUAGGUGUUGGGGAGGCUGGGCCACUUAGUGUCUUACGGUCGCCUCUGCUCAGGUUGGUGGCACAGAGGUCAGUCGCCACAACUCCUCAAGCUUCCUCCAUAGAUUAAACACUGGACGGUUGUAAGUUAGGCAUAAGGCCCGUGGGCUUUUGGUUUUGCACAGAAAUAUGGGGUAUAUUUGCUCUUCUGGGAGCUGACUCUCUUUAGAUGUUUGUUAAUGGGCCCGGGAGCAUUGCAUCAGUUGACUGGUUUGGGGGGACCCACAAGUGACCGCUUUUAAGCUGUCCUGAAUACCAACCCGACAGAAAUGCUUGUGUUAUUUGUAUUCCCACUGGCUGGGUUCUUGCUGCAGCCCUUGGCUCUUGGCUCACUUUGUUUCUGGGAGGCUGGCCUCUUGCCUCCCUCCUUUCCUGGCCAGGGUGGGGAAUGUUUGUUCUCCCACCUCCUUGCUUUUCCUUCACGAAUACCACUGAACGGACCACUGAACCCACCGGUGCUGUGACUCCCUUGGCUGGGGGUUCCCGCCUCUCCCCAGUCCUCAGCCUGGCUGUGAGGGGCCCGAGACCCAUGACAUCGCUCCUGGGGGGGCCCUGGAAGAGACCCGUGGAAGCCAGAGGAAAGGCAACAGCUCUGGGGGGCUUUGUGUUAGAAAAGGCUGUCCCCGGGCUGUCACCGUCUCCUCUGGCUUAGUAGAGCCGAGAUGUGCGGAUCUUUUCUGCAGGGUUGGCGUGGGCUCCUUUCUUUUUUGAAUCCUUCUAGUCCCUUAGUAACAGCCCCCUGCCCCCAGGGCUUCAGCUCCCACCGUGCCCCUCUGCUGGGCGGCAGGGAGGCCGUCUGUUCGGUCCAAUGGGGCGCCAGGGCUUUGUGCCUGUAGAGAGGGCUCUGGGGACGGAGAUGAGGACGCCGCGCUCAGACAAUGAGGCCUUCUGCCCUCCCGCCGCCGCAUUCCUCUCCGCGGAGAGCCCGAGCUGGCGGGAGAGGAGCGCCGGCGGCGCACUGCCUGGCUGUGCACCCGGGCCGCGCGGGGGGCUCCCGGCUCGCGCCCCCCCUGCUCCGGCCGCACCCCCACCCCGCCCCGGCUGUGGGCUCUUUCCCUCCCGCCUCUGCCGUGGGCCUGUCAUGGCACCGCCUUCAGAGUCCAGAGGCUUUGGCCUGAAAUAAAAUCCGAGUAUUUAAGAGUGUUGUUGCCGUUUGUGUCUAACA
Messenger RNA from Ailuropoda melanoleuca (giant panda), 2842 nucleotides. RefSeq names its product sorting nexin 11 (gene SNX11). The transcript is spliced from 9 exons. NCBI's taxonomy places the organism in Eukaryota, Metazoa, Chordata, Mammalia, Carnivora, Ursidae. The coding region runs from base 574 to 1557 and encodes 327 amino acids. Gene Ontology annotation, biological process: vesicle organization; intracellular protein transport. Gene Ontology annotation, molecular function: phosphatidylinositol phosphate binding. The record is from RefSeq and is a predicted model, not a curated record. Gene Ontology annotation, cellular component: endosome.